AGUCAAAUUCCAUGGUCAACCAAAAGCCAUUAAGGGGCCUUAAAAUAGUGUAUGUUAUUCGAAUGACGUCAGCAGCUUCUGCGAGAUGAAAAGUAAUUUAAAAUUGCUCAUUUGGCAUUCAUUUGGUUAGUGUCGAAAAGUAAAGCCCUGCUGCGUUUUGAUCUUGGUAAAACGAACAGCUCCACAAGAAGAACUGUUCGAAGAUGCAACUAGCAAAGAUAUUUCUCUUUUGUGCAUGUUGGCUUCAUGUUCGAGCAGAAACAGUGUCAACUAAGUAUGGAGAUAUCGAUGGUUUCUUGACUCCGUAUCCGACUGCCUCUGGUCCUUUCAAGUCCGUCAGCAAGUUUCUUGGCGUUCCUUUUGCCGCUCCACCAACUAAAGAGCUAAGGUUUAAAGCCCCCAAACCGCCAAAAGCGUGGAAACCAAACGUUUAUUCGGCUAAAACACACAAGGCCAUCUGUUUACAGUUAAAAGACCCUAGUCUUGAAAUCCUUAUCAAGUCAGUAACUCCAAAUUUCACCUACAGCGAGGAUUGCUUGUAUCUUAACAUCUUCAGCCCGAACACCAGCCUCAGUUUGCCAGUGAUGGUUUACAUUCACGGUGGAGGUUACGCCGGAGGAACAGCGAUCACUUCUCCUAGCGAUUUUUUGGCUCUCCAGGGAGUGGUGGUAGUCAUAGUCCAGUAUCGUCUAGGUCCCUUUGGUUUCUUGACGACCGGUGACUCAGCGGCGCCUGGUAACUAUGGGAUGUUGGAUCAAGUGGAAGCACUGAAGUGGGUCAAAGAAAACAUCGAAAAUUUUGGCGGGAAUCCCAGCAAAGUGACCAUAUUUGGAGAGAGUGCUGGAGGAACUAGCGUGGGGCUCCAUCUUCUUUCGCCUCUAUCACGUGAUCUCUUUCAUCAAGCCAUUACAGAGAGCGGUGUAGAUUUAAGUCCCUUUGCGAUUCAGCCAACGUCUUUUGGUCUCCGUUUUACAAAAGAGCUUGCACAAAAACUGAAUUGUGGAUCCAGUGACCAUUCUGCAAUGGUUUCUUGUAUGCGCAGCAAAACAGCGUCAGACAUGCAAAAAGCCGCCGAGUCAAUCAAAUUUAGUUUCAUUAAUUAUAUCAACUGGGCACCAGUCGUAGAUAAAAACUUUCUUCAUGAUACACCCCAAGUUUUGAGGAAAAAAGGAGAAUUCAAGCAAGUGCCACUUAUCAUCGCCUUCACAAGUCACGAGGGUGCGAGUUUUCUCGGAAACAUGGUCAACAAUUCGUUUGGGCUGAUGGAGAACGUGGACAAUGGAGUCAGUCCGACUUUGUUCAAAUCAUUUCUAACCAAGUUUGCUCAAGCUCAAGACAGUAGGUAAGUUCCGUUAAGAUUUUACGAAUGUUUGCUCAGUAGCUUUAAUAGAUGUAGUGACACUUUUGGAACUUAUUCGUUUGCUCAUAAAUGGAAAGCAAAAGCGUCUUUCUUUUCCAUUUCUAAAUGAAGUGUUAAUACAUAACUGCAGCCUGUUAUUACGAUUCCACUCACGUUUAACGCGAGCUUACAGGAUCGUAGCCAGCAAAAAAAUUAUGACUGAGACAAUGACCGUGACCUACAUAUUUGGGGUGUUACUCAUCCUUUAUUCGACAAUAAAAUGUCCUUUUAUAGACCCAAAGCCCAUUCUGAUCUACUCUUUAUCUUUGAUAUGAAAACGCUUUUUUUGUAGGGUUGUGGUGUUGGUGGGAGGGUGAUUUAAGUAUUAGGUUUGGUGUUCUAGGUUCUUGUAUGCGGAUUUUUAUAAAAACAGUUUGUUUCUCCAUAUCACUAAAGUGGCAAAUCGGGAUGAUUUUGUGCACAUUAGCACUGAUCCCACUGUACUGAUCCCAGUGCUGUGGAACUUUGCGUGGCUCCACAGGGACUUUGAUUGUACAUGAAACUGCUGCAAGACAAUUGGGCCUUUUUUGGAGCCCAUAGACACACGGUACCAGAGGCCCGUUUUUAGAAAGUCCCGUCAUUUAAUGGUCCCGGAAAGUAGUCGUUGUUUACCUUAAAUUUAAGAUAGAGGAUUCGGAGGUUGCGAUAGUUUUGCUGAUAAUAUUGUAAAACCAACAGUUAACAAAACAAAAUGGAGCCUUGUUUUUCUUUGGUGAUCUGAAUAUUUGUUUUCGGGCUCGUAAAUUAACCGGAACUUUCGUGAAAAUGGCCCCAGGUCUUUAACCUCUGCAAAGCGAUUACAGUCAAGGCCGGUCAAGCGUACCCCACAAGAUUCUAUUAAUGAAUUGAUUUUUUGAAAAAUGAAUGCGUUAGUCGUUUCCGAAACUAGUGUCAAAUUCAAGUCGGCAUUCCUGUACGAGUAAUGAGCAGUGAAUAUUUUACGAGAACUUCUCUGUAUUUCGUCAGAUUGAAAAUCUUUGAAUGGAUGAAAUUUCCUGGAAGAAAUUUACAUCAAAUUCAGGGAAACUGAGCUGGUAGAAAUUUCGUAACUGAAUCGCGUGUGAAUUCACGGCUCAUUUCGCAUGCAAGAAUGCAUAGACGAAUUUGAAAACUACAACUACCAACAGGAUCAUGGGGGGUACGCUUGACCUGGCUUGACUGUAAUAACUACAUCUUAAUGGAAGAGUUAACAACAGCCGAAAGACAGUGGAGAUGUUGGGGUACAGCACCCUGCCAUGCAGCAGAGCCUUUUCUUUGGUCGCUCGCUUUUGGCUUGCUCGUUUCCAGGGAAACUCUGCUGCAUGAAUCGAAUAAGAUCUUUGUUGAGCAUGCGCAGGAUGUUGCUAAGAUAUGGUUUCGGACCUGGGGCCUAUUUCUCGAAAGUCUCCAUAACUUUUCGGGCUCGGAAAGCUGUUUUGUGUUUGUUGUGUUUGCAUUCAAGAUCAAAGUUUCAAUAAUUUUGAAAAUAAUACAAUGAACCUAUUAGUUAACGAAGAAAAAAUUGACUGGAGCGUGGGCUAGGAACUGUGAUACUAUUCAACAGGUUUUGAUUUUAAAAUUUGCCUUCGGGCCCGAAAAGUUUCCGGGUCUUUCGAGAAACGGACCCUUGGGCGCUUGCUACAGCGGGCUCGUUAAUGACCAUCAGUUCAAUCAAUAAUAAUAUACAAGUAAUCACAUAAUUUUUCUCGUGCAAUUUGGAGUAAAUAAGUACUUUCAAAGAUCACAAAGUGCAUAUUUAUUCCAAAUUGCACUCGAAAUCAUGUGAUUACCUAUAGUAAACGGAUACUCGCUCUUGAAAAAAAAAAAAUUGAGGAGGGAAAGCAAAAUCAGUGACUAGCCCAGAAGUUUGGGCUGCGGCAACCUCAAAGGCUUAAUGUGAUUCAGAUCCAACCUUCUUUUUUCCUCCUCAGUUAAACGGAGGUUCAGCUACGUGUAGCUUCUGCUCGCAAGGUACUGUAGAGACGCUUGUCUCCACAGGCCACCAACAAUUCACAUUUAUUUAUUUGUUUGCUUGUUCUUUAAUUGCAAGCAGUGUUUUGCUUUUCCCUUUAAAAUAAAACGAGUGAGGCAAGUACCUCGGAUUGCUUUGCGUUUUGUAAUGUUUUGCACGUACUAAUUAGUUAAAUUAGUACUCAAAUUUAGACUAAUAGCUUUUGCAAUACUGUAAUUCCUUUAUGGUCAUGCAAAUAAAGCUUUUGGUGUUGUUGUUGUUGCUUUAAACUGGGCACGGCUAUGGCCUUUGCAAUAAUUGUUUUUAUCCGUCACUUUUGUUUUUCAGAAACAAGAAUGCUCAUCUCAUCGCAGAUGCGUUGGAGUUCAUGUACACCCCUUGGCCUGACAAAUGUAAUAAAUACGCAUUAAGAAGCCAACUUGUUGAUCUUCUUGGAGAUUGCGUAUUUUUUGCUCCCAGUCACGAGGUUGCUGAUGUUCACAGUCAGGUCGCUCCUGUUUACAUGUAUGAAUUUGCUCAACGGGCAAAGUUUAGUUUUGCGGAUGCAGAGUGGAUGGGCGUUGUUCAUGCUGAAAAUGUUCCCUUUGAUUUCGGAGUUCCUUUUUUUCCAAUGUUUUUUCCAUUAUAUAGUCCCGGUGACAGAAAUGUCAGUUUGUUUAUCAUGACCAUGUACGCAAACUUUGCCCGGUCCGGCGAUCCUUCAGUCAGCGGUGUCGCGUGGGAGAAAUACAACACGACUCACAGAGCUUACCUUAAAGUGGACACAAGUCCCGAGUUGAAGGCGUCAUUUAAUCCUCGCAGAAUGUCUUUCUGGAAUGAUUACUAUCCUAAAUUGGUGCAGCAGAAGUUCGAUGCCAAUAAAGAAGUGGUCAACGGUGCAAAGGCUAUUGUUACCAUGGGGAUGAUCGGAACUGCUUUUCAAGUUGUAUUUUCAAUGAUGGUUUUUAUGUUUUACUGAGACCUUGCUUUAUGCUAUGUCCUCAUUUAUUCAAAUCUAGUGAAUUAGGUUUCUUUCCCAAUGUUAUUGUGAGCGGGAAGGUAUAGCAUGAUGUAACUCGUAAUAUUUUUUUUCUAAGUAGUUAUUGCUGAUUAUUCUAUAUCGAGUUCUACGUUUUGGUAACUUUCUAUUUGUAUUUGCUCUAAAGUAGCCAAACCUCCCCUUCCACAACUGGGGGGUGGGGGUGGGGGGGAGGUGUCUCCAAGGAAAUCUGUGGUACAGUCCGCCUGCCAUUAUAACGUCACGUCUCGCCUCAGUAACUUUCAAAAUGGCGAGCAAAGUGUUCAUCGAAAAGACGGAUCAAAAUUUAGAUUUUAUCACGGAAAUACUGUUCCGAUUUAUUGGAUUUGGAGAUUUUAAGGUUUAUAUUGUCAUAGAAAACUAGAAUUAAGUGCUUUUUUUGGAAUGAAAUGUCCAGUGGUGUAAUGAAUUUUAAAGAUUCCUUUCUAUCGUCGAGAAAAUUUUACGGGCAAUUACACCGACCGGUCACACUUUUGAGGGCCAGUGCAAAGCUAGAUUGAGGAGUUUAUACACAGCAAUAGUAGGUUCAUCAAAGGAUGUAUUAUACUUAACAUUGUGCGUAUUUUCAGCUCUUCAGAGCUAGUGGAACCCCAUAUCAUUUCCUCUCAAAGUUUGCUUAGCUGUAGCGUUGAAAGAGGACGCUAAAUGACAGGUAUUUGUGAGAGACUGUGAGCAUUGAAUCUUGUUGCUUUACCGCAUUUUAAUACUGUAUUGGCCAUACACCUGUAAUUCUGUAAUUAAAUCCCGAAAACCAAUAAAAGGUUUCGUUUAAUUAGUUUUUGGGGAAAACUGACCCAGUGGAGUUUAGGGUAAUAAUACUGAUUGAUGAUGACGAUGUACGAAGGCACUGGUUUAACUUUCGCCAGUGGGUCACUUGUGGGUGUUAGGUGUAAAUUAGUACAGUUUGUGGUGUACUGUGUGUUGUUUGUCAUGAUGUAAACUAACAUUGAAAAAAAUUCAGCUGUUUGAGAGAAGGGACAUGUCUUGAUAGCU
Messenger RNA from Porites evermanni, 5361 nucleotides. The record is from the annotation of a GenBank genome assembly. NCBI's taxonomy places the organism in Eukaryota, Metazoa, Cnidaria, Anthozoa, Scleractinia, Poritidae.